Messenger RNA from Sphaeramia orbicularis (orbiculate cardinalfish), 2226 nucleotides. RefSeq names its product sirtuin 5 (gene sirt5). NCBI's taxonomy places the organism in Eukaryota, Metazoa, Chordata, Actinopteri, Kurtiformes, Apogonidae. Gene Ontology annotation, cellular component: nucleus. Gene Ontology annotation, molecular function: NAD+ binding; protein-malonyllysine demalonylase activity; protein-succinyllysine desuccinylase activity. The transcript has 9 exons. The record is from RefSeq and is a predicted model, not a curated record. The coding region runs from base 108 to 1025 and encodes 305 amino acids.
UGUUGAUGAAGCCGAACCAUUUGAGCUGCUGAGGCUGUGACAUCGACUAUUUCCUGGUUCCUGCUCUCUGCUGUACCUGGCUUCGGUUUGACAGUUGUCAGAACCUGAUGAUUGUAAGCUCGCUCACCCGUCGAGGAUUAACACACUCACACCUCCAUGCUCACCUGAGGAAACCACGGAGCAGCCAAGACAUGGCCAGGCCCAGUUCAGAUCUGGCAGCAUUCAGGGAGAUUUUCUCCAAGUCCAAGAACAUAGCCAUCCUCACCGGAGCAGGAGUGAGCGCUGAGAGUGGAGUCCCCACCUUCAGAGGAGCAGGAGGCUACUGGAGAAAAUGGCAAGCACAGGACCUGGCGACCCCAGAGGCCUUUGCUAGAAAUCCGUCCCGGGUCUGGGAGUUUUAUCACUAUCGUCGUGAAGUCAUGCUCACAAAAAAUCCCAACCCAGCACAUCUGGCGAUUGCAGAGUGCGAGGAACGACUGAGCAAACAGGGCCGUCAAGUGACUGUCAUCACACAGAACAUCGACGAGCUCCACCGCCGAGCAGGAUCGAAAAAUAUUCUGGAAAUUCAUGGAAGCCUAUUCAGAACACGGUGUAUGAACUGCGGUCAAGAAGCCGCCAAUUACAAAAGCCCGAUCUGUGCCGCUCUGGAGGGCAAAGGAGCUCCAGACCCAAACACAGAUGAUGCCCAGCUCCCUGUCCAGCAGCUGCCACGGUGUGAACAGACGGGUUGUCAGGGUCUCCUGAGACCAGCCGUGGUCUGGUUUGGAGAGACUCUGGACUCCGACAUCCUCACCCAGGUAGAGACGGUGCUGGACAGCUGUGACCUGUGCCUCAUUGUCGGUACUUCGUCUGUCGUGUAUCCAGCAGCCAUGUUUGCUCCUCAGGUGGCAGAAAGAGGAGUCCCUGUGGCCGAAUUCAACAUGGAACACACUCCAGCCACCAUGCGCUUCAAGUUCCACUUCCACGGCCCCUGUGGGACCACCUUACCCCCUGCACUGGCACGACACGAGGCAGAAGGACAGUGAACAACAGUCCUGACCAUCAGCUGGACACAGACCUGACUGACUGUCGAACGCUGGACAACUGUAUUGUUUCAAAUACCUGAAUGAAUAAUAACACCUAUAACCAGCAUACCCAGACUGGGACUGGAUAAUAAAGUGAUCAAUGAACCUAGAGGACAACUGUAUAAGAUGUCAAAAAGGAAAUGCACAACAAACAGAAAUUCACAGCUCUUUUUAGGUUGAUAAUUUUUUGCCUUUAAUAGUUUAAUAUACCUCAGAAAAAUAAUACGUAGGUUUCUGUCAGCAAAUUUUUGACCACAGAUGCCAAAUGAAGCCAGAUUUAUCACAACUACUAAUCAGAAAAAAAGCUCUGAUGGUAUGGACAAUGCACCAAAAACAAGUGAUCAGUCAAAUCUAAAUGUGCUUUAUGAAGGAUGAAAUAUGAAGGAAUAUGUCAUCUUCAUUUUUUGUAAAUAUACAUGUUGCCAUGUGGCUGGAUGAAGAGCAGUUUAAUAUGAGUAAUGAGUCAAAAAAGUUCACGCGGUAUGAUCUAAAACGGCCAACUACUCCGGGUUGCGAUUGGUCCAAAGACACUGAAGCUGCAUCUGAAAAAUCUACUUUCUGAGUCAAAUUUAUUUUCAUUGGAUGAUCUAGUUUGAAUUAAUGGAAGCCUUCAAGUAAACUUUAGCCUUGAAGUAACCCUGUUCACCAUAUCUGCACUAAAUAAGAACUCAAGUUGUUUCAAUUAAAAUCAAAAAAGUACAUUAAUGUAGCUGCUUUGGCACCAGUUUCUAUGUAAUUCACUGUGUUAUAUAAAUGUUGGUGUUUAUAAAACCAGAUACUGAAGAAAAAAAUAAAACUGACUUAACCUUAAAUACCAUCACAGUUUGGUUAAAUUGGACACUUGUAGCGACUGUGAAAUUGAAUGUGUGACAGUAGGGGGCAGUGUUUAGCUGCUGCUCUGUGAAUCACCCUGUGAAGGAUCUGUGGGCUCUGCCUGGGAUAUGUGGUGUGUGACAGUUCAGCAUUAUCUGAAUUUAUAGCCUCUAAUGAAUACUGUGUGAUGUCUUCCCGUAAACUGCAGUUAAACUUGGGAAACCCAGUGACUAUGCAUGUUUUCACAGACGCAAGAAGUGGUUUUACAUGGAUGUCAUGGGAGUUGUGGGAGUUUUUAUGUCUGCGUUGAGGUUCGAUAAGAUAAUUUAAAUAAAAACGAGUUAGGUGA